Molecule: messenger RNA, 1245 nt
Organism: Gregarina niphandrodes
Lineage: Eukaryota; Apicomplexa; Conoidasida; Eugregarinorida; Gregarinidae
Product: phospholipase D
Exons: 1
Biological process (GO): phospholipid catabolic process
Cellular component (GO): plasma membrane
Molecular function (GO): D-type glycerophospholipase activity
Source: RefSeq, a predicted model, not a curated record
AUGCAGUCUUGGUUGUUGUUCCGAAAGCGACGGAGUCAGUCGUCUCGGCGGCCGCCAUGCGGGAAGGAUUGCGGGGCGACAGCGGGUGAGGCGUUGUGCAUCGGUAAGGCAGACCCGUACUGUGUGGUGGAGAUUGUGAACGACGAAGGACUCUCAUAUCGGCUCGGACGCACACCCGUUAUACCCCACGAUCAUUACCCGAAAUGGCGGAAGGAGUUCUCGACGAUCUUGGACAUCGAGUCAAACGCGCGACUGCUAAUAAAAGUACUUGACUCGGACAUGAACGAAAGUACUAACGUCGAUGUCCUCGGCCAAGCCAGCUUCCCCCUCCGAGACAUCAUCAUGUCUCCCCCUAAAGCUAUUCGACUCUCGCUUUCCAUCAAACACCCCGGCAUGCGCAUUCCCCGCUCUGUCGGGGCGCCUAGACGACACACCAUUCAUGGCGCUAGCAGCAGCGUUCAACGCGGCAGCCGCCGGACCCUCAGGGCCACCAUCGGCGGCGGCAGCACCCUGGGACCUGGAAGUGGGGGACCUGGAAGUGGGGGACCUGGAAGUCAGCAAGUCGGAAGUGAGGGACCUGGAAGUCAACAAGUCGGGAGUUUGACAGCCGGGAGUCUGAGAACUGGCCUGGGAGCUGGCGGCCUAGGAGGCGGUAGCUCUGAAUUCGAGGACUCAGAAGCGGCGCCACGGCCCGCGGGGUACUGCAGCAGUUUCAACAGUAGCUUCCGAAACAGCGAUAGUGGUGGCGCAGGCGGGAAGUCGGGGAGCUGCAUGUCGCGUGUCAAGGUUGAGUUCCGUUGGUACGACAUGAGCAAAGACCUGCACACUACGGACCUGAACGUGCCACAGACAUACUUCCGUCGUUCGCAUGGGAACCUGGUCCGGCUGUACCACGACGCCGAGUGUCUUGAGGGCCAGUUCGAAGAUAUCGAGACGGAGCUGGGUCCUUUCCACGCGCACUCCACGUGGAACGACAUUAGCGAGGCACUCGAGAAUGCGCAGCACUUCAUCUUCGUCGCCGGCUGGUCAGUUAACCCCUCCAUUUCGCUAACACGGUCCCACAAACCCGUUGAACGGUCGCCGCUCGGCCGCAAGGCAGCCUCGGCCGUAGAACGCAAUGGCGGGGGAGAACGCUCUGGAGGGGUAGACCGAUCCGGAGAGAGGUCCCGACAGAAGUCAGGAGAGAAGUCAGGAGAGAAGUCCGACAAGGCGAGAAUGGACAAGGCGGGGAUGACCAAGCCGGGG